Camellia sinensis is the source of this 1963-nucleotide messenger RNA. RefSeq lists its product as uncharacterized. The record is from RefSeq and is a predicted model, not a curated record. NCBI's taxonomy places the organism in Eukaryota, Viridiplantae, Streptophyta, Magnoliopsida, Ericales, Theaceae.
UAUGAAUUUUUGAAAAAGAAAAAGUUAUCUAUAAAAACUGACAAGUUAAAAAAUUACUAAAAAUUGAAAAAAGAGUAAAUAAUAGUUGAUUUCAAUUAAUAGUUGAAUGAAAAUGAGUUUUUUUUUGGAGGUUCUCCUCUUUUUCCUAAGGAGAAUAGGGAAGAAAAAGUUUUGUAGAGCACAUUGGUAAACCUUGAAAAACCAAUUGAAAAUCUUGUAUGGUUGAAUUGAAUCUUUUAACUUUAUUAGUUCAUAAAUCUUUUGACUUUAUUAGUUAAUGUUCCUAAUUAAUGGAGAGGCAUGUCAUCCUCUAGUAACUAUUAUUCUAGUGGUGAGAGCUUCAACUUGAGGUAUGAGCCUUUGAAAUGUGAUUGUGGGCUAAGAGCUGCUAUAAGGGUUACCGAGUCUGACAAGCCAUCUAAAGGGAGACUGUAUUUCAUUUGUGAGAAGAGAAAUUGUCAAUUUUGGAGGUGGUGUACCCCAAAAUCUAUUACGAUGGUAGAGAGGCUGAGGAACAAGAGAAUGAUUGAUCAAAAUCAACAUAUGGAGACUGUAGGACUAAAAGUGAAGAACCAAAUGCUUGAGCAAUCCAAUGCUUUCAUGAAGCAACUUGUUGUGGGUCUGGUCACGAUUUGUAUUGUUAUGUCAGUUACAUUACUCUUUAAAUGAUGAUAGGUGCCGUUUAGAGAUACCCGAUGUUUUUGUGCUAAGUAGUUUACCAUGAACUAUUGUACCCAAUGAAAGUUGACAUAAUUGCCAUGUAUGGUUAUUUUGUACUAAUCUAGUUAUUAUAAUGCAAGCACUGAUGAAUGAGUUUGUUUUAAAUUUUUUUUUCUUUCAUAGAAUGAGUACCCAAGAGGAAACACAACCUGAAAAUAGGAAGAACAAGGGAAAAUCAAGUCAAGUACCAUCUGUUAAAGCUCAUUGGGAUGCAAAAUCAAAUGAAAUUUUUAUUAAGAUUUGUGUUGAGCAAGUGAAGGUUGGACAUAGACCUGGUACACACUUAGAUAAGGUCAGGUGGGAAAAUGUGAUAACUAAGUUUAAAAGUAUGACUGGAAAAGCAUACCAACGAACACAAAUGAAAAAUCAUUGGGAUGUGUUGAAAAAAGAUUGGCUUUUAUGGAAUAAUCUAUUAAGGGGUAAGACAGGUUUUGGCCAUGAUCCAUUGACUGGAGCUAUAUCUGCAUAUGAUGAGUGGUGGACUUUGAAAUUGGAGAGGUAUCCUGAUGCUGCUAAAUUCCGGCGUAUGUCGUUGCAAUUCGCUAAAGACUUAGACAUACUAUUCUCAGAUGCAGCUGCUACAGGAGAAUGGGCAUACACUCCUAGCUCAGGGGUAAUGCCUCAGGCUGAUGAGAUGUCGGAGGAAUUUCAUACCCCACAUGAUGCUGAAUUUCAUGAUGAUGUUGAUUUGGUGGUGGUUCGUCCUUCCGAGUUAAACAAAAAAUGGUCAUCAAACACUGAUGGUUCAUCAACCAAGAGCAAGACAAAGAAGAAAUUUACUGGUGCAGCUCUACUGAACAAGACACUUGAUCGUAUAGUCAAUGUGGUUGAAUCAUCUUCAGCAACUUCAACACAAACCUCAUCAAGAUAUCCUUCAAUUGUAGAAUGUUUGGCGUAGUUGAAAAGCAUCCCUGGUGUGUCCCCGGAUGAUGAGUUGUAUGUAUGGGCUACCAGAUUGUUUUUACGAGACAAGCGUCGUGAGUGCUUUAUGAGUCUUCCAACAGAUGAAGUUCGGUUGAGGUUUCUAAAGUUGGAGAUUGAGAUAGAAAAGACCACCAUAGGUUAUCGCGGCUAAUUGUUUUUGAGAUGGACUGUUGUGUUGAACUCAUUAUUUUUUUUUUUUUAUUAAUAUUUUUGUUGGACUUUGAUGGAUAUUAUUGACUAUGUUGGACUUUUAUUAUUAAUAUUUGACUAUGUUGGACUUUGAUUAAUAUUGAAAAAUGUUGGACUUUUAUUAUUAAUA